AUGGCCACAAAAAUCCACCAUAAAACCACUUUUGAGGCUGCCAAAACCAUUGAGCCCAUCUUCACCGGCGGCGAUGUUUCGCACAGUGCAAACGGUUCUUUCAUCGCAACCUGUGUUGACGAGGACGUUUUGAUUGUCAAAGUACAGACGAGCAGGGUACUUUGUCGUAUAGAAGGGGACGGGGAACCGGUUACGAGUCUGUGCCUGGCUCCUGAUUCAAACCAUUUGGUGAUCGCUUCGCGGUCGCUCUCGCUUCGGAUAUUUUUGCUCAAACCUCUGGAAGGAUCCGACACAAUAGUCGCAGAACUUACGCGAACACUGAAACCACAUACCACCCCAGUUGUGUCAUCGGCCAUUGAUGCCACCGGAUCACUCCUGGCGACGGGAGGCGCGGAGGGAACUGUGAAGGUAUGGGAUCUCAGAGGAGGUUAUGUUUCACAUACAUUUCACGGCCAUGGCGGGGUCGUUUCUGCGCUCCACUUCUUCCAAUCACAGUCAACGAGUCCAUCAAAUCCCAAGACGAGCCGUAAGCGAAAGAGUCGCGGGGAAGACCAAAUGGAUGUCGACGAACCAUCUCCGGGUCGAUCCAUUUACCUUGCAUCUGGGGGUGAAGAUGGAAAAAUUCGCGUGUGGAAUCUAGCUACUCGUACAUCCAGCGCUACCCUUGACUCACAUGUCAGUGUCGUACGAAGCCUGGAAUACUCCGAAGAACAACAACUCCUCCUAUCAGCAAGCCGAGAUCGGACAUUAAUUUUAUGGGAUGGCCAAACAUGGAAACAGCAAAGGGUUAUUCCAGCUCUCGAAGUGCUAGAAACUGCAGGUUUUCUCCUGGACGGCCGGUUUUGCUACGCUGGGGGGGAACACGGCGCAGUCCGAAUCUGGAAUCUCGCAACAGGCCGUGAAGUUACGACCAAGCAGAAACCGGGGCUUGAGAAUGAUGCUAUCACAGCCAUCAUCCCGGUGGUUGAGGACGAUGCAGUUCUCUCAAUCCAUCAAGAUCAAACAAUGAAGUUGCAGAGUAUUUCUGCUCUGCACAAUCUGCAAACGUCAGAGUCACUAGGAAAGUUGCCAGUGACUCGGACAAUUGCUGGAAACUAUGACGAGGUUAUUGACAUGGCCUGCGUCGGCCCCGACAGAUCCUUGCUAGCACUUGCUACCAAUGCGGAGAGUCUCAGGUUGAUUUCUAUUCAAGACGAUGGUAAACAAAUAAAUUCCAACCCCGCCAAAGCCGUCAACUCUUUUGGAAAUGACGUUGCGUUGCUCGAAGGCCAUGAAGACAUUAUUAUUUGCUUAGAUGUCGAUUGGUCAGGCUACUGGUUAGCGACCGGUGCAAAAGACAAUACUGCAAGAUUGUGGAGAUUGGACCCUGCCUCAUCAUCGUACGAGUGCUUUGCUGUUUUCGCUGGACAUGCAGAGUCCUUAGGGGCCAUCGCCUUACCGAGAAGUCCACCAACAGAUGGUCCGGCGUUGAGAAAUCCAGCAACGCACCCGCCAGCGUUCCUAUUGACAGGCUCACAAGACAAGACAAUCAAACGGUGGGACACAGCGAAACUCAAAUACGAUCAGUCAGCAACAGAACCACAAACAGGCACAAAAGCCCUGUUCACGCGAGUUGCCCACGAAAAGGAUAUCAAUGCAAUGGAUACAUCGCCCAUCUCACCACUAUUCGCUUCAGCAUCUCAGGAUCGCACAGUCAAGGUAUGGUCCUUGGAAGACGGAGCCGUGACGGCUAUUCUGCGCGGUCACAAACGAGGAGUUUGGUCAGUUCGCUUCUCUCCGGCAGGGACACCUCCUCUUUCACUCCCAGAUGGCGGAUCAAGCGGCUCUCGCGGAUUGCUUGUGAGUGGUUCCGGAGACCGAACAAUUAAAGUGUGGUCGCUUUCGACCUAUACCUGUCUUCAAACGUUUGAAGGGCACAGCAAUUCCGUAUUGAAAGUUGUUUGGAUUCCACCACCUGAGUCCAAAGCCAAAGAUGACGAGUCUGUAGAAGAUGCACGCCCUUCUCAAACCCAGUCCAACAAUCAACCACUAAUAGCAUCCGCAUCCUCUGACACCCUCGUCAAGCUCUGGUCCCCUUACUCUGCCGCCGACUCCGAUCAUCUCCUAGCCACACUCGACAACCACACCGAUCGUGUGUGGGCACUUGUCGCUCCGAACUCGUACCAGCGGACAACAUCUCCCUCGGCCUCCUCGACCAGAAAGAGUAGUCGGUCCAACCCUCAACCCUAUCCUUACUCACUGAUAUCUGGCGCCGCCGAUGCAACAUUGACCUUCUGGCGGGAUACCACUCUCCAGACCACUUUAUUGGCAUCUCAACGCGCAACUCAGCGGAUCGAGCAAGACCAAUUACUCCAGAACCACAUAUUCAGCAAGAACUACCGUGAAGCCAUCACGCUUUCUUUGGCGUUGGGCCACCCCGGUCGACUACUGCGUGUGUUUGAGGAUGUUGUCAACUCAUCCGAAUCGCGGAAGGAUGGGGACGAGGAUGAUGACGCCAGCAGCAGCAGCAUAAUGGGUGUGAAAGCGGUGGACGACAUCCUCGCAUCCCUGGACCGGACGCAGCUCUGGCAGUUACUGGAGAACGUGCGGGAUUGGAACACCAACGCACGGACGGCCCCCGUGGCCCAGAGAGUCCUGAACUGCUUGCUGCGGUCGUACCCAAAGGACGUGUUCGUCGAAAUGGCCGGGGAAAAGAAGCUCCUUGGCGCUGUCGGAGGCGGGAAGGAGAUGAUGAGAGGAGGAAGCCGAACAAGAGGGAGGGCUGCCGCAGACGGUAUGAAGGAGCUUUUGAGGGCGCUUGAAGUCUACACGGAAAGGCAUUACAAGAGGAUGGAAGAGUUGGUCGAUGAGAGCUACUUGAUCGAAUACACGUUGCGGGAGAUGGACGAGAUCGCCGGCGUCUCGGCGGCGGGUGGACUGAACGGCUCCCUACUCACUAAUGGGCGGAAGGAAAAGGACACAGAAAUGGAGAGAGAUAUUGUCAUGGUAUGA
Molecule: messenger RNA, 2991 nt
Organism: Cladophialophora psammophila CBS 110553
Lineage: Eukaryota; Fungi; Ascomycota; Eurotiomycetes; Chaetothyriales; Herpotrichiellaceae
Exons: 1
Coding region: 1-2991 (996 amino acids)
Biological process (GO): endonucleolytic cleavage to generate mature 5'-end of SSU-rRNA from (SSU-rRNA, 5.8S rRNA, LSU-rRNA); endonucleolytic cleavage in 5'-ETS of tricistronic rRNA transcript (SSU-rRNA, 5.8S rRNA, LSU-rRNA)
Cellular component (GO): nucleolus; small-subunit processome; 90S preribosome
Molecular function (GO): U3 snoRNA binding; protein binding
Source: RefSeq, a predicted model, not a curated record